AUAAAUGAAACUAGAUUUCUGAAACGUCAACAUUCAACAUGAAUUUUGUCGUGAUGGAAUCUGCUAAUCAAAUUGUGAAUUUCCAUUGAUUUUUAUUUAAUUUCUAUUGCCUGUGCUGUAAUUUUUAGGAAAAUAGCAGUCAAAGUGGUGACGCAUAAUUUUCACAAAGUUUCAAUAUGUAGUGUCGUGUAAAGUGUUGUGAUAUAAUACGAUUUCCCUUCAUAUUUCAUGUUUGCGAGUUUUACUUAAAUUUUCGUCACAAUGUCGCUGCCGGGGAAUGGUAUCUUCGUCGUGCAAGGCGAGAUGGCCAUGCUGGUCACCGCUAUGCGACGUAGCACUCGCUGGGGCUCCCAUUCGUUCCCUAACGAAGAAUAUGAUGUUCUCAUGAGAACCUUUCAAGAUCUCAAAACAAUUUUGAAUCAAGUGGAAGAUCUGAGAAUCCUGGACCCGGCCACCUAUUUGAGUCCUUUCCUAGAAGUAAUUCGAAGCAAGGAGACCACAGGCCCAGUGACAAGUCUUGCUCUUUCAGCAAUACACAAGUUUUUGUCCUAUGGAUUGAUAGACCCAACACACCCCAGUGUGCCAGCCACAGUGGAGGACAUAGCGGAUGCUGUCACACACGCACGGUUUGUGGGAACUGAUCACUCUUCCGAUGGAGUUGUUCUCAUGAAAAUAUUACAGGUCCUUCGCACACUGAUGCUCAGCCCGGAAGGAGCCAUGCUGACUGACGAAAGUGUUUGCGAGAUCAUGCUCAGUUGUUUCCGAAUAUGUUUUGAAACACGCCUCACAGAACUCCUUCGCCGCAACGCAGAACAAUGUCUUCGUGACAUGACGCAGUUAAUCUUCAUGCGUCUGCCGCAGUUCCCGCCAGAGGACGCCACCGCUAGUUUCUCCAGUGUGGGACUGUCGCUGAAGAAGAGGGAGAAGGCGAAGAAGAAAGGCAUUUCUGGGGCUAACAGUACCAAUUCUCUAGAACGGAAAUCAUCAAUAACAGAAAAUGCUACCCCUUCGGCCGAUUCAGAAACUGAUAAUAUUAUCAACAGGCACAACCAAGACAAGAACCUAAUAAACGAAGCUGAAAUAACCAUCGAGCCAGUCGAAUCAGUAAGGACUCCAACAAAAAAACAUGGCCGCCACUCGUCUAUGGAUUUAGCGAGCAGCAACACUAUCACGCAGUUGCUGGAGAAGUGCGUCGCUGACAGCGCCGAGCCGGAGAAGAGAGAUGACGCUAAAGACGCUGAAGUUCCAGAAGUCACCGAAACCGACGGCUCCGGUCAAAGGAAAGAAAUGACCCCUCCCGCUUCCCCUCCACCUGAUGUCGCUUCGGAAGUUAAGGAAACGGAAGCGGGGAACGAAGCUGGCGAGGACAAGAUGGAGGAAUACGUCAACCCGAGAGGAAUCAGGUUUACGCCCCAAGAAGACGCGACACAAUUGCAGCCGUAUGGAUUGGUCUGCGUCAGAGAACUAUUUAGGUUCCUUAUAUCCUUGUGCAACCCGUUGGACGCUCAGAACACAACGGCCAUGGUCCAUUUGGGUCUCAGCCUGGUCGGCACGGCUCUAGAAGUAGGAGCUGAUCAUCUGGCUGAAUACCCAUCGAUGUUGUACCUGGUCAAAGAUCCGCUGUGCAGGAAUUUGUUGAGCUUACUAAGCACAGAAAGGAUAUCAAUAUUCGCUCUAGACCUCCAAAUCUCCUUCUUACUCUUCGAAGCCCUCAGAUUCCACUUGAAAUACCAAAUGGAGGCGUUCUUCAAGAAGAUCAUCGAAAUCAUAUCUUUAGACACGACUAAAGCAAUAUACGAGCUAAAAGAAAUACACCAUUUGGCAUUAGAAAGCUUAUCCCAAAUGUUUAGAAUACCCGGUCUUUGCACUGAGUUGUAUUUGAAUUACGACUGCGAUGUGUACUGCAUGAAUGUAUUCGAAGAAUUAACGAAAUUACUAUCAAAAAACGUCGUGUCUUCAACAGCUUAUAACAUUCAUUCGUUAUCUUUGGAAGCGCUUAUGACGAUUAUAGAAGCGAUCGAGAUGGGGUGUAGUCAGAAGGAGUGUAAGAGCGAGACGGAGGUGGAGGAGAGAGAGACGCAGCGAGGCCGCGGCGGCCAUGUUUGUCUGGAGUUGGGGGGGAUGGAUGACGCGUCAGUGAUGAGUGACCACGUGACGCAUGACAUUAGUCAGUACUUGUGCGGCAGGCCGGCCAGGUAUAGAUUCGUGACUGCGGACAUGCCUACCGAAGCGGAGUUGGAUAAUAUAAGGAAUAUGAAGAAGUGGGUAACCCAGGGCACCGAGCUGUUCAACCAGAAACCGGAGCGCGGCAUAGAGUUCCUGCAAGAGCAUGGAGUGUUGGCAACACCUUUGGAUCCCCACGAAGUUGCCGUUUUUCUAAGGGAGAACCCGGAUUUGGACAAGAAAAUGAUUGGCGAGUACAUCUGCAAGCGGUCGUCUCGCGGCGAAGACGACGGCCCCAGCGUACUCGGCGCCUUCGCGGACAGCUUCGACUUUUCAGGGCUUCGGAUCGAGCAGGCCCUGAGGCUCUACCUGGAGACGUUCAGGCUGCCGGGGGAGGCGCCGCUCAUAUUCCUGGUCAUGGAGAGGUUCGCUGAGAGGUGGCAUACAACAAAUGGGGAGCCAUUCGCGAAUACGGACGCGGCUUUUCGUCUCGCCUACGCCGUCAUCAUGCUCAAUAUGGACCAGCACAACCACAAUGCCAAGAAAUUAAAUGUGCCAAUGACAGUGGAAGACUUUGUGAAGAACCUUAGAGGGUGCAACGGCUCGGGGGACUUCGACCAGGCGAUGUUGGAAGCCGUUUUCCAUUCUAUUAAGAACGAGGAGAUGGUGAUGCCGGCGGAGCGCGUGGGCCCGCUGCGGGACGCCUACCUGUGGCGGGCGCUGCAGCGGCGCGGCGCGGGCGCGGCGGCCCGCUGGCGGGGCUCCGGCCGCCCGCACCGCGCCCGCCUCUUCGCCGGCGCCUGCCCGCCAACGGUGGCAGCACUGUCGGCCGCUUUCGAGCGCGCGCCCAAUCCGUCCCCGGAGGAGAUAGCGAGCAACAACGUGCGCGACAGCGCCGCGCUACUAGCGCUGUCCGGCCUGGAGCGCUGCGCCGCGCUGGUGGCCAAGUUACCCGCUGACUGCCUCACCCUGGACUCCUUGCUGCUCACCCUGUGCAAGUUCACUGGGUUGUUGGCGCACCAGAACAAUUCUUAUAUCGCUAUCGGCGUGACCCUGGGCCAGUCCAACAAGAGCCAGCUGGCGCUGCGGCGGGCGUUCAGUGUGGCGGCGCGGCACGCGGACGCCGUCCGCGACGCGUGGCGACAUCUGCUGGAGAUCGUCAAGACGUUGUACGUCGGCCGGCUGUUGCCUAAGUGUAUGACAGAGGCGGAAGACUACCUGUCUCCCACCGGCACGGUGUCUCUGAUAAGGGAAGCUCCCAGGGGAUCGGAGGCCGGACUUUUGUCCAGUUUAUAUUCUUACAUUGCACUUGGCGAAUCAGCCGUGCGAGCCCCUACGCCACACGAGAAAGCCCUCAUAGACGCGGCGACAGAAUGCGUUGCCAAAUGCAACAUACACAGUCUCCUCGUUACUGAGACGAAGUUCUUGCAGCAGGAGAGUUUGCAGGAACUGAUCCGCGCCAUGGUAACAGUAGGCGCUCCGCCCGAUGCGGAGAACCUUCAGAUGAACCCUCAACUUGAAGACAUCACGAUAUUCUUCUUGGAACUCUUGGGCCAGACCCUCAUACAGAAUAGAGACCGCCUGCUAACCGUAUGGGAGGACGCUGGUCCCCACAUCCGGCUCGUAGUCCUGUGGUCGGCACAGCGCGGGGGCGAAGCCCUGUCUCGGGCUCUGACAUGCCUCCUGCGCACCGCCGCGAGGCUGAUGAGAUGCGACCAGUGCGCCGCCACCGUGUUACACCAUUUAACUAUGUUGUUCCAACUGCCUUAUAAAUUGAUCUAUCAGCAGGCCGAUGUGAUAUCAUGUGGUCUAUACGAGCUGGUUAAAACAUCAGCACAGAACGUGCACACGACAGCGGAUUGGGACGUGGUGUUUGCUCUGCUUCUCGCGGCCGGAGCCGGGGUAUAUCCUACUGCGUCCGCGCAGAGCACAUCGAGCAGAUCGGAGGGCUCAGAAGACGAGACUUGCGAUCGACGCCCAACCAGCGUUUCUUCCGAGAGCGAACUGUCACAUUCCCCGCAAACGCAAGGCUGGAUAGUGGUGAAAAACCCGGAAACCUCCGUGUACGAGCUAGACGCGGAGCCGCGGCAGCACGCCGUCCGGCCGAGCGCGCUGGCGCGCUGCAGCGAGGCGCUGUCGCUGGUGCUGCGCGACGUGGCGCACGUGACGCCCGACAACUGCCGCCUGGCCGUGCGCGCCGUGCGCCUGUUCGCCCGGGCCGCCUUGCCAGGCAAGAAACCAAAAAGUCGCAAGCAGCGUUCUCGUCUGAGGCACGAGGAAUCCAGUGAUGAGGAGGUGGAUACCAUGGACCAGUACCACAUGGUCAGCAUACAGCUCCUGGACUUAAUGCACACGUUACACAGUCGCACUGCACAAAUAUUCAAAUGGUGGCGUGACGAAGCCGAUCAAGGGAGUCAAGGAACAGAAGAAUACGAUUUAUGGGAAGUGGCGUGGAUGCCGCUCUUGCAAGGAAUAGCACAAUUCUGCACGGACAGAAGGAAACAGGUGGCAAACACAGCUAUAGCGUACCUCCAACGAGCAUUACUGGUUCCGGGACUGGCCCACCUGAGCAGCGCCGGCUGGGAGGCCUGUUUCACCCGGGUGCUGUUCCCGCUGCUGGAGCAGAUGCCCGAAUGUGCAGCACGAGCUAACACUAUAAUGUGCAAGGUGUUCCUGCAGCAUCUGUCGGCGCUGUCGCACAGCGCGCGGUUCCCCGCUCUGUGGCGGCGCGUGGCGGCGCUGCAGCUGCGGCUGCGGCGCGCCCGCGACGACGCGCUCGCCGACGCCGCUAGCGAGGCGCUCAAGAACAUGCUGCUCGUCAUGCACUCCGUGCGGGUCAGUGUCACCACGUGUGUGUCUGUCUGUCUGUCUGUCUGUCUGUCUGUCUGUCUGUCUGUGCGCGUGGCGGCGCUGCAGCUGCGGCUGCGGCGCGCCCGCGACGACGCGCUCGCCGACGCCGCUAGCGAGGCGCUCAAGAACAUGCUGCUCGUCAUGCACUCCGUGCGGGUCAGUGUCACCACGUGUGUGUCUGUCUGUCUGUCUGUCUGUCUGUCUGUCUGUCUGUCUGUGCGCGUGGCGGCGCUGCAGCUGCGGCUGCGGCGCGCCCGCGACGACGCGCUCGCCGACGCCGCUAGCGAGGCGCUCAAGAACAUGCUGCUCGUCAUGCACUCCGUGCGGGUCAGUGUCACCACGUGUGUGUCUGUCUGUCUGUCUGUCUGUCUGUCUGUCUGUCUGUCUGUGCGCGUGGCGGCGCUGCAGCUGCGGCUGCGGCGCGCCCGCGACGACGCGCUCGCCGACGCCGCUAGCGAGGCGCUCAAGAACAUGCUGCUCGUCAUGCACUCCGUGCGGGUCAGUGUCACCACGUGUGUGUCUGUCUGUCUGUCUGUCUGUCUGUCUGUCUGUCUGUCUGUGCGCGUGGCGGCGCUGCAGCUGCGGCUGCGGCGCGCCCGCGACGACGCGCUCGCCGACGCCGCUAGCGAGGCGCUCAAGAACAUGCUGCUCGUCAUGCACUCCGUGCGGGUCAGUGUCACCACGUGUGUGUCUGUCUGUCUGUCUGUCUGUCUGUCUGUCUGUCUGUCUGUGCGCGUGGCGGCGCUGCAGCUGCGGCUGCGGCGCGCCCGCGACGACGCGCUCGCCGACGCCGCUAGCGAGGCGCUCAAGAACAUGCUGCUCGUCAUGCACUCCGUGCGGGUCAGUGUCACCACGUGUGUGUCUGUCUGUCUGUCUGUCUGUCUGUCUGUCUGUCUGUCUGUGCGCGUGGCGGCGCUGCAGCUGCGGCUGCGGCGCGCCCGCGACGACGCGCUCGCCGACGCCGCUAGCGAGGCGCUCAAGAACAUGCUGCUCGUCAUGCACUCCGUGCGGAUAUUUAACAACGAUGAUGGCUACAACGAUCUUUGGUACAUCACUUGGGACCUUAUUGGUGAAGUCUUGCCUGACUUGAAGGAAGAAUUGUUCCCGCAAGUGAAAGAUGAUGCGAAGACAGCCAACCUGCCGCCACAUUUGCAGCCAACACUGCCGCCGAGCCUCCCCACCCUGAUCCCAGUCGGAACUCCCAGUACGCCAGUUUUACCACUAAACCCACCUAACCAACCUUUGAUCCAACCCCAACGACCAACAUAUCCAGCGCAAUCGCCGACCAACAUCGCCCAACGUCCUACGUCCAAUAUUCUUGUCCAAUCUCAAUCGCCGACCAAUAUUGGCCAAACUCCGCCAAUAGGGCCAACGUUGGUCGCGCCUACGCCAAUAAGCGGGAUGGUGCCGAUAAGGAAUCAGCUUUAUGACCAGGCCGGAUUGGCGUCCUCUGUCUUACUACAACCUUUGAAUGAGAUGAUAUCGACGCCCAUCGGAAUAUCGAUCCAGAGCCAAAUGCCGAUACUGUACCCGCAGACGACGACCGAACUGCCACAAGCACAGAGCGCACCUGUCAAAAUUGAACCACAGACAAUAUUACCGACCGAACCUGUCAAAAUUGAACCACAGACAAUAUUACCGACCGAACCUGUCAAAAUUGAACCACAGGCAACACUGCCGAUUGAUCCUGUCAAAAUUGAAUCACAUUCACCACAAUCUGUCAAUAUAACACAACACAGCCAUAGACAAGACGUCGACCAAUCAGAGAUCUACGCUGAAUAUCUGACGAAUCCGUACAAUCAGAAUGAGUCGACCAAACAAGCUCUAUACGACCCUGAGAGUUUAACUCCGGAAUUUUCAAAAGAUACCAUAAAUAUAAUUAAUCUAGAUCAGAAAUCGUUCAGCGCGAAUGCGACUCCAAUGCAUAAGAGUAAUAAGGCUCAAUUCGGUUCAACGGAUAACGUCAGGGAUUCGGGUAUAUUUAAUUUUUCGAGUUACUUCGGCGCGGUGAACGAGAGGAGUUCGGAGGUUUUUGAUGCGUUGAUGUCGACGCAAGAAGGAUAGCUCGCAGAGUGAGAUGUGGGUACGUGGUUGUAGAUUUAUGAAGGAAUUAAAGAACUGUUGUAUAUAACGGAUUUAUUAAUAUGGUCAUAGUCAGGUUUUUAUACGAAGCGAUUACCGUCUGACCUCCGCAACGUUGGCACGGGAACCUAACCCAUAUCGGAUCAUGGUGAAAGCUGCACUAGUUGAAUCCCUUAGUCGCCUUUAACAUUGUAUCUAUUACUGUAUUGUAGGUCUAUUCACGAAGGUCAAUAAGGCAUUAUUUUAUUUAUUUGACUUUGACAAAAACAUAAUUUAAACCACCUUAAAGCCUAGUUGUUAUGUAAUAUUCGUGGCGAAAUAAACAAAUUUAAAGUAUGAUAAUAUACAUAACCUUGCUGGGGAAUCUAUUUUUGAAUCAUGGUUACAUAUCCAGUUGCCUGAAAUAUUUUUUCUCUCUCUCAGGGUAAGAACAACGGUUAUCAAACAAAAUAUGUAAAUUUCAAAGUUCGUUACUAGACAUCACGACACAAAAUGUUCAUAUUUAGAUAAUUGUACAUACAUACAUAUAAUCACGUUUAUAUCCCUUGCGGGGUAGACAGGGCCAACAGUCUUGAAAAGACUGAAACACUGCCACAUUCAGUUGUUUGGCUAGAUGGUGUGUGGUCUUAUUCUUUUUCUCUUGGUGCCGGUACCACAACACAAGGCACCAAAAUAUGAUGAUUAUAUACCCCGAAAAAGUAAAUUAAAAAUACCCGGAAUAUAAGUUGAACUUUAAUUAAUAGCUGUGUAGUUCCCAUACCUGCCUUUUCGACAUAAUUUGAAACACAGGUGACAGGGUGGUAAGAUGUUAUGUGAUAUAUUUUGGACUUCAAGGCGUUUGCUAUUAUUAGAGGACGUGACUUCAAAUCCUGCGGGACGCAUUUUUAUGAAAGUGGCUAACAGGUUUCAGAUUACGGAUUUGAAAAUAUGUACCAAUAAAAUUCUUGUAACUAACACUACUAUUCUUAUUAAUGUUGAAUAUUGAAUAGUGUAGAUCAGAUUAUAACAAGCUGUUACGUCGAAAAUAAUUAACAAUUUAUUCUUAUUCUCAGGCCUAAUGUUGAGAGUAUUUCUCUAGAACAUUCCAAAAUGGCCGUCAUGACUCUUUGCUUGACCUAAUCGAUAGCAUCGUGAAUAAAUGUACGAAAAUAAUUAAGAGUAAUAAGUCAGGUCAAGAGUAUUUGUCCUAAACUUGUAUGAAAAGUUUGUAGGGACUCCUGCCUUAUCCAUGAAAGAGGCGUAGCAUGUAGGUUUGUAUGAAUAACUGUAAAAGCGCCCCUGGCGGAUACAAUAGGAACUUAAAGUUUUCAUACAAAUGAUUCACGAGAGUCGAUGAUACCAAGUAAAAUUCAUGGUAGCCGUGUAGGCCAUAAUGUUUUAUUUUAUCAUAUUGUACUAUAAUGUUUUUUAUUAAAAUCUAUUUGUUAUACUUUGUGAAAAUUUUCAGGGUUACUAUAUUAUCUUUAGAUGAAUGUAAAUUCUGUAAUUAUUGUUUCUUUGUAUAGAGAGAGGUAUAUAUAAAACAAUAUCAAUGUAAUAUAUGUUUAACGAUUUAUAAAUAAAUGUGUUUAAUGGAUA
Molecule: messenger RNA, 8673 nt
Organism: Amyelois transitella
Lineage: Eukaryota; Metazoa; Arthropoda; Insecta; Lepidoptera; Pyralidae
Gene: garz
Product: Golgi-specific brefeldin A-resistance guanine nucleotide exchange factor 1
Exons: 31
Coding region: 262-7077 (2271 amino acids)
Biological process (GO): regulation of ARF protein signal transduction
Molecular function (GO): guanyl-nucleotide exchange factor activity
Source: RefSeq, a predicted model, not a curated record